Molecule: messenger RNA, 2247 nt
Organism: Ogataea philodendri
Lineage: Eukaryota; Fungi; Ascomycota; Pichiomycetes; Pichiales; Pichiaceae
Exons: 1
Coding region: 1-2247 (748 amino acids)
Biological process (GO): peptidyl-serine phosphorylation; autophagy
Cellular component (GO): cytoplasm
Molecular function (GO): ATP binding; protein serine/threonine kinase activity
Source: RefSeq, a predicted model, not a curated record
AUGGGUAUGGAUUAUAAGGAUUAUGUUGACGGCAAGUUGCUGAACGGUCGGUACUUGAAAGUGAACGAUAUCAGCGAGGGGUCGUUUGGUAUUGUUUCACUUGCCAAGGAUGUGAAGAACAACGAUCGGUUGGUGGCACUGAAGUACAACUCCACCAACAUCAGCGACUUCACCACGUUUUCGCACCAGGAAGAACAGACAAUCAGCAAAUCGGUUGUUUUGAGAGAGACUCAGCGGGAAAUCGACAUGUUGAAACGGGUUUCCAAGCAUCCCAAUAUCACCGAUCUGCUGGAUUGCUUCGAUAGUUAUCUUGUUCUGGAGUACGCCUCACGUGGCGAUCUCCAUGAUUCGAUCGAGAUGGGCGUUGCUCCGGCAUCGACCCCCGACGUUGUUGAUGUUUUCAUGCAACUGCUAAGCGCUGUCGAGUACUGCCACAGCAUGGGUGUCUACCACAGAGAUAUCAAGCCCGAGAACAUUUUGAUCUGCGAGGAUUGGUCUAUUAAAUUGACCGAUUUCGGAUUGGCCACAGAUAAGAAGUAUUGCACCGAUUUCGACGUUGGGUCCGAGCGCUACAUGGCUCCCGAGCUAUUGGACCACAAGGACAUCGACACGUACAGCGCCGACAAGGUGGACAUCUGGUCUCUUGGGAUUUGUCUGUUGAACAUUGUUUUCGGAAAGUCGCCAUUCAACUCGGCCAGUUCCAGCGACAGGCUGUUUUUGCAUUUUGCUGCCAACAGAGAGACUCUGUUUGACAUUUUCCCGUCCAUGAGUUUCGACUUGUUUUCGGUUUUGAGAUCUAGUUUGACCAUCGACCCAAACAACAGGGAUUUGGAGUCUAUGAAGAACUCUUUGCUGAAGGUGGAGCAUUUGACUUGCGAUUUCGAGUUCGAGGAGGACGAACCAGCCGCCAUCGAGGAGAAACCAACAGAGGAAGAGAGCCUUUCCAACAGAGGUUCCGACAAGGAGAACGAGAAGGAGCCUGUCAAGUUGGAGAAAGAGCUAUCGUUGCCUAGACCAAAGCACAAGCUUGGACAGCCACGCAAGCCUAUUAGGAUUCCUAGUCUGCGCAACAUGGCAACCAGGUCCCACAAUGGUAGAAUCAACAAACGGGUCACCAUUCAAUCGAACGCUAACGGUAACGGUACCGACGACUCGUUCAAACGGGCAGACUUUUUCACUCCCAAAACUGUCUUUAACCAUUAUAUGGAGCGUGCACAGAAACCAAAGCAGCAUGCAAAGGAGUUUGGUUCCGAAGCUAACCGCUUCUACCGCCAUAACCCGAACAAGAAGAACAGGGCAUGGAAGAAGAGAAAGCCAAGAAACUAUGGAAAGGAUAACCAUAGGUCCAGAAGAGCGCCUUACAAGUCGAGAGGUGGCUCCAACAACACUCGCAAGGGUAACAAGUCCAUUGGCAAGACUCCUGUUACUCCGUCAAGUCACGGAGACAAUUUCGGCAGUUCUGUUCAUUCCAGUGGUGGUGUUCGUCCACGGAGUUUUGUGAGCAAUUCAGGAAAGUACAUUCCUCCGAACUUACGUCCAUCUCCUAAGGUUGAAUUGGAGGAGAGAGUGUUUGAGUCUGAAGACGAGAAAAACAGCGGCGACGACGACCUGUUCCUCUUUGAGGAUGUGGAGCAGAAGAGCAAGAAGGUGGGCGGAGGCGUUUUGAGAUACGCGGAGGCCAAGAAGGAGAUGAACACGACGUAUCCGUCUCUGUUAAACGGCCAGGUGAAUGCUCUUUCCAGACAACUGGGAGACAUGUCGUUUGGCGAGAGUGCUGAGUACCAGAACUCAAGAGACACCUCGAUCACAACCACCUUCUCGAGCAACUUUUCGUCGUUUGGAUCGAACCUGACAAGCACCACAACCUACGAUAAGUACGUGCCACCGCAUCACCGCCGCAACUCGCACUCGUCUGUGAUGCAGACCGGGCCUCCUUCGAAAAAACCCGAGAAUAGCAAGUACAUUCACACGCAUUCUGCCGGAAGCAAGCCGAUCAGAGUGAUGACUCCGAUCAUAUCCACGUCAGUUCCUACCAAGAAGACCAAUUGGUUCCAGAACCAUCAUAACUUUGAGUCCAAGGGAAAUUUCUACAACAUGGAGAAUGAGAAUGAGAUUCAGUUUCUAUUUGAGGACCAGGACACCGACUACGAUUUCGGUAGCAUUGGAUUUGCACGGGGCACCGGGUUGAAGACCGACGGCCACGUCGAGGUCUACGAGAUCAAUGACGCGUCCCAACCUACGUCAUGA